Molecule: messenger RNA, 3030 nt
Organism: Bombyx mori (domestic silkworm)
Lineage: Eukaryota; Metazoa; Arthropoda; Insecta; Lepidoptera; Bombycidae
Exons: 4
Coding region: 1-3030 (1009 amino acids)
Molecular function (GO): catalytic activity
Source: RefSeq, a predicted model, not a curated record
AUGGCCACUGCCAGCUCAACCCGUUCGUCCCCGACCAGGAAUAGAAGAAAAAGGAACAAAGCAUACAGUCCGGACAGAACUGGGAGCAGUUCAGCUGAAGAUACGGUGCGCUCGCCCAACAGAGCCACAACCUCCAAGACAUCGUCCAAAAGGGGUCGAGGAAGACCGCCCACAAUAGGGCAAUACGUUGGCCUCACGGCCGCCAAGGAGGCGCACCUGAAGGCCCAACGCGAGGAGUGGGCGCUGCUCGCCGAAAAGGAGAUUAUGGAGAGCGUCCGGAACCUCAGGGUGAAGGAGAACUCCGUCGCGGGCAGUACCGGGGAACCCAGACCCGAUCCUGAAAAUAGACUGGAGGAGACCGCAAAAUUGGCCGUCACUAUUGCGGCAAAGUCAGGAAACCUGAAGGGCACAUAUGUACGUGCCCUGAAGGAGAUGGCUUUCGCCAUUCGGGAGGCCAAGGAAGAAAUGGCAGCGAGGACUACCGACGGUGAAAAUAAGAGGCUGCAGGAGCUCUGCAGCAGGCAGGAGGCCGAGAUCCUGCACAUGAAGAAGGCGAUCGCCGACAUGAGGUCGGAGAUAGCGCGCCUGGCCCAUGCAGUAGGAUCACCGGCAGCCGUACCUGCCCCCGCCCCGAUCCAACGGAGCGACGAUGAGGAGGAGCGGCGCCUCCAGCGCAUCAUGCGUGCCGUCGGAACGAUGCUAGACGCGCGUUUCGCAGUGAUGGAAGCACGGCUACCGCCGGAGCCAAGGCUGAGGCCACCGCUGGCCGCAGACCACAGUAGGAGCCGCGCUCAGGAAAAGACGCCGACACCAGCAACGGCAGCAGAAUCAAUGCCGACGCCCGAACCAACAGCUGCGGUCGCGACCGCGGCACCCAACGGUGGCGGCCCACAGAAAAAGAAGGCGCCGAAAAACAGGCAGCAGCCGGCUCCCGCAGAACCACGGACAUUCCCCCCCGCCCCAGCUGCUCUGACGGAAGCGUGGACGACGGUAGCCCGAAGAGGCGCCAAGCCGAGGACGGCAACGGCGACCGGCACCGUGCCCGCUCCACCGCCCCUGAAGGAAAAGAAGAAGAGACUCCGGCCACCGCGCUCGCAGGCGGUUAUUGUCAAGCUGCAGCCGGAGGCCAUCGAGCGCGGAGUCACCUAUCGGUCAGUCCUCGCCGAGGCUAGGGCUAAGAUUGAUCCGGCAGAGCUGGGGAUCCCUAUCCAGCGGAUACGCUCUGCGGUGACGGGAGCAAAAGUAUUGGUCGUAGACGGCGCCGACCAGUACGAAAAAGCCGAUUUGCUGGCGAAUAAACUACGGGAGGUUUUGCCCUCGGACAGCAUUGUCGUCUCGAGGCCGACAAUAACGGCCGCUGUCAGACUGAGCGGCCUCGACGAAUCCAUAUCCCGGGAGGAACUUGGUGCCGCGGUCGCCAGGAUUGGAGAGUGCCCCCCCGACACUGUAAAGGUUGGGGAAAUAAAAAUGGGCCCCGGAGGAACUGGCCAGGUCGUGGUCAGAUGCCCCAUAGCGGGCGUCAAAAGAAUAUUGGCCGUCGACAAGCUGCGGAUCGGGUGGAGCGUCCUUCGCGCUCAACUCCUCGAGGCAAGGGCUCAGGACCUGCUGAUCCAGAGCAUGGCGGAGCGAUUGACCCAUCUAGCGGUCGUCGCCGAGCCCUACCGGGUCCCUUCGGUUCCCGACUGGGCGGGAGAUGUUGACGGCCUGGUGGCCGUGGUCCAGCGUCGGUCGGCGGUGGGCGCUCCGCCCGAAUUCGACGUCGUGCAGAGGGGUCGGGGCUACGUGGCAGUCUUCUGGGCAGGCUUGCUCGUCGUCGGGGUGGGACGGGAGAUGGAGGAGUGGUUGGUCGAGAGCGGUCUCGUUGUCCUCAACCGCGGCGCCGAGAACACAUGCGUCCGUCGUUCGGGUGGGUCAGUGGUGGAUGUGUCGUUCGCGACCCCCGACGUCGCGCGCCGCGUCCGCGGUUGGAAAGUGUUGUCCGACGUGGAGACGCUCUCCGACCACCGCUACAUUCGUUUUCGUGUAGCCGCGGCCCCGGAGUCUUCGACGGCGACUUUGCCCUUUGAUGGUGGCGCGGAGGGUCCGCGCUGGGCCCUGAAGCGCCUAGACGUGGAACGACUGCAGGAGGCGGCCGUCGUCCAGGCUUGGCGGUUGGACUCCCUGGGCGAGCCGGCGGGCGUGUGCGAGGGUGCAGAGCGGCUGCGCGAGGCGAUGUCGCGAGUCUGCGACCACGCCAUGCCCCGCGUCCGAGCGUACGCGCCGAGGCGCCAAGUCUAUUGGUGGAAUGUGGAGAUCGCCGGUUUGCGACGCCGGUGCGCCGGCAGUCGACGAAGAUACCAGCACCUUCGUCGUCGGAGGCGUCGGGAUGAGGAAGAGGAGGACCGGGCGUACGAAGCUUACCGGGUGGACGUGCGCGCCCUGCGCGUCGCGAUCGGGGAGGCGAAGGAAGCGGCGUGGAAGGAGCUGCUCGAGACGCUGGACCGUGACCCGUGGGGGCGACCCUAUCACAUCGCGCGGAGCACCAUGCGCCCCUGGGCCCCACCCACGACGAGUACCCUGCCGCCUGACAUGGUGCGGCAUGUGGUCGGGGGACUGUUCCCGAGCGCACCCGAGAUUCCCUUUGUUCCCCCAGUCAUGUCGUCAGCACGAGACGGGGCUCGGGCCGAAGAAGACGACGACGUGUCGCCAGCGGAAUUUGAUGCGGCCGUCGAAAAAAUGAAACUAAAAAGAACGGCGCCAGGUCCCGAUGGAAUUCCAAAUCGGGCCUGGGCGCUGGCAUUGAAGAUGGAAGGUGGCCUGGGACCUGUCCUCCGAGGGCUGUUCAGCAGGUGCCUCCGAGAGGGUAGGUUCCCGGCAAUAUGGAAAAAAGGUAAGUUGGUUUUGAUUCCGAAGGAGGGGCGCCCCAGGGAUCAACCCUCGGGGUAUCGCCCGAUCGUCGUGCUGGACGAGGCCGGCAAGCUCUUGGAGCGCGUCGUCGCCAGUCGCCUCGUUCAGCACUUAGAAAACUUUAUUGUACUCACUCUUACAUAA